Molecule: messenger RNA, 1144 nt
Organism: Ricinus communis (castor bean)
Lineage: Eukaryota; Viridiplantae; Streptophyta; Magnoliopsida; Malpighiales; Euphorbiaceae
Product: coiled-coil domain-containing protein 25
Exons: 6
Coding region: 162-701 (179 amino acids)
Source: RefSeq, a predicted model, not a curated record
AACACAGCGUUUAGAUUACGCCCGCAAUUCCGAUUCUUCGAUUCUUCAGAAAUAAAACAAUACGAAACCCUAACCAUUAACCACACCAGACGAAAAAUAAACGCAGAGGUCUCUCUGUGUGUGUGUAAUAUUUAAAAAAUAAUAAUAAUAAUAAUAAAAGAAUGGUGUUCUACUUCAAAGCCAGACCAGAGGUAGGAGAUUACACCAUUUUUAUGGGUCUCGAUAAGUACGAGAAUGAAGAGCUCAUCAGAUAUGGUUUCCCUGAAGAUAUUUGGUUUCAUGUGGACAAAAUGUCUUCUGCUCAUGUUUAUUUAAGACUGAACAAAGGCCAGACAAUUGAUGAUAUAAGUGAAGGUUUACUGGAGGAUUGUGCUCAGCUUGUCAAAGCUAAUUCAAUCCAAGGCAACAAAGUGAACAACAUUGAUGUUGUUUACACUCCAUGGGCCAAUUUAAAGAAAACUGCUUCCAUGGAUGUUGGCCAAGUUGGCUUCCACAAUUCAAAGAUGGUUCGAACUGUAAGAGUGGAGAAGCGGAUUAAUGAAAUAGUUAAUAGAUUGAAUAGAACAAAAGUCGAAAGAAAGCCUGAUUUGAAAGUCUCUGUUUGUCUUGGUGAUGCUUUAUUUACCACAUAUAAUUGCAGCCGAAAGAGAAGCAGUCAAUGCAGCAGAAAGAGCAGAGAGAAAGCUUCAGCUGAGAGAUAAAAAACGUCGAGAGGAAAUGGAAAGGCUUGAAAAAGAGAGACAAGCAGAGAUUAGGAGCUACAAAGGGUUGAUGGUGUCUGAAAAGAUGACAUCUAACAAGCAGAUUGCAUCUGAAAACAAGUCCUUGCAGGAGCUGGAAGAGGAUUUCAUGUAAGCCCAAAUGUUAUGCCGAAUUUGCUGCCCUUGAAGAAGAGGGUUCUCAUUCAAUUUGUAACUCUAGACAAGAAGUUGUUUCCCCUUGUACAAAUAAAUCACCUCAGUUUCAUGCCUGCGGUGUUUCGAUAUUGGUAAGGAAAAUUCAGAAGAGAGAUGUCUAACGCCAGUAUAAGGCAGGGAGUGGGGGGUUGGGGUUGAAUAACUUUUUUUACGGUGACCGUAAGUUGUAAUUGGAUGAUGAUGAUGAUUAUGAAAAUGAUUGAGACGUCAUUGGUAUUGUGUGAGAA